AGUUGUCUGUGAAUAGUGAUUAAUAUUUCAGUAUGUUAAUAGUUUAGGUUAUAUCCUAACACAAGUCAACAAGAGAAGUAGGAGAAGUAAACAGGAAAAAGCAAGGGCUUUGCCUCACAUUUUGUGAACAGAGGAAAGCCAGCCACGAGGCAGAGCGCCUGGUGCCCUGUAGGCCGGCAGGGAGGUCCCCACAUGCUGGACCGGCCCUGAGACCCAGGCCCUGAGCUGUCAGUUCUCCCUGUUUCUGGGUUAAGGAGCUCAGGAAGCGCAGAUGUGGCUUGAGAAACACAGCCUCCUAAUCCAGGGGAGUAAGAAGGCUUAGACUUAGGGCCAGGGUGGGAGAGAGCAGGGGAGAGACUGUCUUCAGGAGUGGGGCCUAGGUAUGAGGACGACACCCUGACUGCGUCAUCCUCCCUUCACAUCCUCUUCCCAGGCCCAAUCUGAUUGAGGCCAAGGGGUGCCUACUGUCGUGAAGCAGGGAGCCCUGAAUGCUUGGCCACGGCUGUGAUGUCACCGCUGCCUUUCUGGAAGACGCAAACAAUUGACUCUCCCUCAGACCUGCUGCCUGCGUCUUGCAGAAACCUUGUACAUACACUAUGGGAAGUGGUACCUCAGCCCAACAUCAUUUUGCUUUCCAGAAUGCAGAGAAAGCCUUCAAGGCGGCAGCCCUGAUCCAGAGGUGGUACCGGCGCUACAAGGCGCGCUUGGAGACGAGGCGGCAGUGCACUUGGCACAUCUUUCAGUCUAUAGAGUAUGCCGGACAGCAAGACCAGGUCAAGCUUCAUGAUUUCUUCAGCUACCUUGUGGAUCACUUCUCCCCCAGCAGCAACCAUGAGAGAGACUUCCUGGACCGUAUGUUCACCGAGGAGAGAUUCCUCCAGGACCCUGAGAUGGAGAAAUUUGGUGACUAUGAAUCUAUAGAAGUCCCAGACAAUUACACGGGGCCACACCUCUCCUUCCCACUCCUUCCUGACCACGCAACGGCCCUGGUGGAAGCUUUCAGACUGAAACAACAGCUCCAUGCUCGCUAUGUCUUGAAUCUUUUGCAUGAAACCAGGAAACACCUAAUACAACUGCCAAACAUCAACCGGGUCUCCACCUGUUACAGUGAGGAGGUCACAGUGUGCGGAGAUUUACAUGGCCAGUUGGAUGACUUAAUAUUUAUAUUUUAUAAGAAUGGCCUCCCAUCACCAGAGAGGGCCUAUGUCUUCAAUGGCGACUUCGUUGACCGAGGCAAGGAUUCAGUUGAGAUCCUGAUGGUUCUUUUUGCCUUCAUGUUGGUUUACCCCAAAGAGUUCCAUCUUAACCGCGGCAACCAUGAGGACCAUUUGGUGAACUUACGAUAUGGCUUUACCAAGGAAGUUAUGCAUAAAUAUAAGACACAUGGCAAGAAAAUACUAAAAAUACUGCAAGAUGUUUUCUGUUGGCUUCCUCUGGCCACUCUGGUUGAUGAGAAGGUCCUGAUUCUUCAUGGAGGAGUGUCAGACGUGACUGACCUGGAGCUGUUGGCUAAACUAGACAGGCACAAGAUUGUUUCCACCAUGAGGCGCAAAAAGAGAAAGAAGAACGGGAAACAAGCGAAGAAGGAGCAAGCCCACCAGGCGAGCUCCGCAGGGAGCCCGGCCCCGUGGUUUCUCCCCCAGAGCCGCUUUCUCCCCGCUUCGCCUCGCCGCCUCCAGGCGCACGGAGCCGGCCGCGCGGCCAGCGUUCCCUGCGGCGCCCCCGGGGACGCGCAGGCGCUGGCCCUGCAGGUGCGGCGCUCCGUGGACCUGGAGCUGGACCGGUGCCGGCAGCAAGCAGGCUUCCCGGUGAGCCGGAGCAAGGAGGAGGCCCCGCUCGGCGCGCCAGAGGCGGACUCGGAAGCCGAGGAGCCGCUGGAGCCCACGCUGGAGGAGUGGAGGCAGGUGGUAGAUAUACUGUGGAGUGAUCCAAUGGCUCAGGAGGGCUGCAAAGCCAACACUGUUCGCGGAGGAGGCUGUUAUUUUGGACCUAAUAUAACAGAACAGUUGCUACAGAAAUACAACCUGCAAUUCCUGAUCCGCUCACAUGAGUGCAAACCUGAAGGCUAUGAGUUCUGCCACAGCCGCAAGGUGUUAACCAUCUUUUCUGCCUCCAACUACUAUGAAGUUGGUAGUAACAGAGGGGCCUAUGUCAAACUGGGCCCGGCCCUGACCCCGUACAUCGUGCAAUAUCAAGCUAACAAGGUGACCCACAUGCUGAGCAUGAGACAAAGGAUCAGCAGAGUAGAGGAGUCAGCUCUGAGAGCUCUGCGGGAAAAGUUAUUUGCUCAUUCCUCAGACCUUCUUGGUGAAUUUAAGAAGCAUGAUACAGAUAAAACUGGUUUAAUCACCCUUAGUGACUGGGCAGAAGCCGUGGAGGCCGUGUUGCCUCUAGGGCUGCCCUGGCAGAUGCUGAGGCCACAGCUCGUGAACAGCUCACCGGAUAACACGUUGGAGUACAAGUCCUGGCUGGGGGACUUGGCCAAAGAACAACUGAACCAUGAGAACAUACAGUCGAGUUUGCUGGAAACACUGUAUCGAAACCGAUCCAAUCUGGAGACCAUUUUUAGGAUCAUAGACCGUGAUCAUUCCGGGUUCAUCUCAUUGGACGAAUUCAGGCAGACUUGGAAGCUGUUCGGCUCUCAUAUGAACAUCGACAUCACAGAUGACUGCAUCUGUGACCUUGCACGGAGCAUUGACUUCAACAAGGAUGGCCACAUUGACAUCAAUGAGUUCCUGGAGGCCUUCCGCCUUGUGGAGCAGUCCUGCUCAGAGGGCACUGCCUCAGCUCGCCCACAAGCCACAAACACUAACGACAGUAGCUGUAGCGAACCAGGCACACACUAAGAGCAGCCUGGUGUCCCUCGCCCACGGUGCCUCAUAACCAAUCCUGCACUUGUCGCUGGAAUAGCUCCUUUAUUCUCCAUAGAUAUGUGAAUUUUAUGCUGAGAAUUUGCCUACCAGUGUGUAUCAGAAUCACCUAUGUGGGUGUGUGCGGGAUAUAUGCAUAUAUAUACAUGUAUAUGUUUCCCCUCCCCAUCUCAGAAGUUUCACAAGACCUCCAUAUAAAUCCUUUUAAAUUCUGAAGUCUACCCCAGUUAAGAACCACUGAUAAUUCAAUCCCCUCAUUGUUUUCAUUUUAUACCUCUAACUUAUUGUUUUUAAAAUGUUGUAUUGAGGGACACUUGGGUGGUUCAGUUG
This is a messenger RNA of Suricata suricatta (meerkat), 3200 nucleotides long. It is a transcript of the gene PPEF2, whose product is annotated as protein phosphatase with EF-hand domain 2. Gene Ontology annotation, biological process: detection of stimulus involved in sensory perception; negative regulation of MAPK cascade. The transcript is spliced from 17 exons. Gene Ontology annotation, molecular function: manganese ion binding; calcium ion binding; Hsp90 protein binding. Gene Ontology annotation, cellular component: nucleus; cytosol. Lineage: Eukaryota; Metazoa; Chordata; Mammalia; Carnivora; Herpestidae. The record is from RefSeq and is a predicted model, not a curated record. Bases 597 to 2846 code for a protein of 749 amino acids.